CUGCGCUGUUCGAGUUGUAUCCAACCCUUAUCUUGCAAGUUACAUUCAAUUAGAAGUUGUCUCUUUCAAAUCCGAUCACCCUUCCCUGAACCACCUGUAAACAUGUCCAUCAAGUCUCUCUUAUCCAGCGCUCUUCCCGGCGCAGUACGAGGCCCUACCAUCGCCUCCGUCACCCAAAGAGCCUUUACCACUAGCCGCACCAGAUUGAAUGCACCAAAUGACGCAUCGUCUAGUGCCUACAGAGACGGCAUGGCCCGGUACAAACUCUUCAUCAGCCCUUUUGCCAAAGUCUUCCUUGGCGCCGUCUUCACCUUCCAGGUUCUCCAUUGGACGUGGUUGAAGCUUGAGAUGGACGAAUCGAAGUAUGAGAAGAAUCAGGAAGUCGCUGCUCUGGAGGAAAAGGCUCGGGAAUUGACAGGCACGCAGAAAAAGUUGUAAAUGCUCGCAUGCUUGAGUAUUCGGGUCAUGACUGGGUCUCAUGACUGGUUCUACUGGAAUAGUCCAUGGCGUCGUGUUCCUUGCUAUCGAUUGUACUCUAUCCACCUGCAUCCGCCGUUGUAUAUACCCCAUGCAUCAAUGUCGC
Molecule: messenger RNA, 583 nt
Organism: Aspergillus uvarum CBS 121591
Lineage: Eukaryota; Fungi; Ascomycota; Eurotiomycetes; Eurotiales; Aspergillaceae
Exons: 3
Coding region: 103-438 (111 amino acids)
Source: RefSeq, a predicted model, not a curated record